UCCAAAGUGCAUAAUAUAUUAUUAUUCACUUUGACUAUGUUGAAUCGUAAUUUUCACCAUUUUAUUCACGGUCUAGAGUAUGAUAAUUAUGCCGUUUGAAUUUUGAGAACUUUUGAUUUCAGCAGAGUCCGGGAAAGACUACUUUUUCGAAGCCUACAGUUUCGAACAUUUUGUUAGAAUCUAUCCAGAGUUUUCGGGAUGCCUUCUCGGCCCAGCGAUGCAACCUCGACUGCAACUCCAAAUAGGAAGCUAAUCAAGAUUUCGCAGCGAAGCAGGCAAACCACAGCCAGCAAGGACAAGCAGAAAAUAACUGGCGGCGCUCUCCAGAAACCCAAGCGCACCAAGAAGAAAGAGGUGCCAACUAAAAGCGACAAGGAAACACAGACUCUGCCUUGCAAAGGAACGCAAACACACGAUGAGCUGUUACAAAGCCGGGAGGAGCAGUUCUUUCAGCUGCUGAAAGAACGGAAAGCGUCAAACGUAAGAUACAACCAGGACUUUAUAAUAUAUAAAACUUUAUUAAUUAUUAAGUGUAUAAAAUGAUUGUAACGUACUGUA
Paramacrobiotus metropolitanus is the source of this 558-nucleotide messenger RNA. RefSeq lists its product as uncharacterized. Lineage: Eukaryota; Metazoa; Tardigrada; Eutardigrada; Parachela; Macrobiotidae. The record is from RefSeq and is a predicted model, not a curated record. The transcript is spliced from 3 exons. The coding region runs from base 199 to 543 and encodes 114 amino acids.